AAAUGCACCGGAAGUAAACAUCACAUGAGCAUCAUGUGAUAACGUUCAGCAUGUCGGCUGUACUUUGUUGAACUAGUUUAUAGAGUUUUUUAAUUGUUUCAAAACUUCGGAUGUGACCAUGAGUGUAUUUAAGAGCUUGAAAGGAACUUUUCAAACUGUUCAGCAAGAUAUCGUAGAUGGUCUGCGAGCCUGACAUCGCUGGACUCAACUCCACGCCAUGAACGACUUAAGCAUCUUAGAGAGGAAGGCAUCAGUCUUGAUGCUGGAGCUGACCUUCUAUACAGGUAUCAGAAGGACUGGGCAGAUAUUCAGAACUAUACAACAGAAUCAGCAAAACAAGCUGAGAAAGUUGACAGCAUGAUCAGCACACUGUUCAACAAAUGUGAGAAACGAUGGGAAUUGCUAUGUCACCUUGAGCAAGAGGCUGCAGGCUUGUCAGCCUUAGUUGUCACCUUGAAUAGCCUGACCUCUGUUAUUGAAUCCUUGCAGCAGGAUUUUGAAGCAGUGGAGGAAGAGCUAGAUCAGUUAGAGAAUGUCUGCGAAGAGCAGACAAUGGAGAAAGAGAAAGCAUCACACUUGGCCCAGCUCGGCGCUUACCGCAAAGCCAAGGAGUCUGAGUGUCUUGCUGUGAAAGGCAAGCUGUGGGCUAUGUUAAGGGAAAAAGCCAAAGAAAAGGAAGUCCACAGAUCCCAUGUCUUGCAUGAACGACAGGAAGUAUUCCAAAAUGCCUUUAUUCAUGAUAUGGAUUUCUAUCGUGCUCAUGGCCAUGUAGAACGUUUACCUAGUGGCACAGAAUUUCCCAAAGUGAGCAGCCUGAGUGAGAUUCACAUUGAUGAAAGCAACAAAGCUUUGGAUGAAUUCCUGUCAUCAGAUAAUGAUCCAUCAUCAGAUGCUGCCACUGGGGAAGCUUUUAUUGAAGAUGACUACACUACUGAUUAUAGUGUUAAGCAGGAUGAAGAUUUUCAAGAGCUGGAUCUUCAACCUCAAGAACAAGCACUUCAGCUAGUUUUUGAUGACCCGGAUGUUCCACCUUCUCAGAAAAGGGGUAAAGGUGAUGCUGCUGGUGACAGGAAGAGGAAUUUAAGAAGGAAUAUGUAAAUGGUGAAGCAAAUGAAACACAAAAAUUGGAAAUCAGUGUGUUAAAGGACAGCCUGAAUAGCUUAGAGGAAAAUGAAGUCAGUUAAGAGGGUGGAUGGUAAACCAAGAAGUGAAAAUCAAUCGAGUGAAAAUGCUAAAAAGCAUUAUUCCAGAAUAUGAUCAGUUUCAUGAAAGAUUGACAUUUCAAGUUGUUGAAAUGUUUUAAAUUUCCUGAAAUCUCUGCCAAUGCAAAAAUGGAAGGCAGUUCCUUAGGGACCAUAUGCUGUUGUGGGCAAAUUGUUGUUUCUUUUCAAAAAUGGAUCAAAGAGAAGGAAGGGUUGAAAGGCUGGUGCUGCUGUGUUCGAAGUAUUUUGUUCCGAAUGUAAAGUAAUUAGAUCACAAAUAUUUUACCUUAUCUCUCUCGGGUAUGUGCUGAAGUGGAAGAAAAAGUGGUAAUUUUUCAUUUUAUAACUUGGCAUCAGCAUACAUUUGGUAUUAUGCAGGCACAAAUACGUAUGACAUUAUAUAUACACAUAUGCAUGUAUGAGCCCAUGUGCCUGUACAUAUGAAUUAACAUAUACUUAUACACAUGCAUAAAACUUGUUUGGUAUGUGCAUGCAUGUUUGUGUGUGAGAGAAUUUUGAAUGAGCUAUGAAAUAGUGCUGCACCUACUAUAAGGUCUUUCUGUUGUACAUAAAUUUUUUCAGAUUAAAAUGUUUUUCAGAUUCAAGGCUAUCUCAAGUAUCCUGUUAAUUUCUGUCAGCUCUUCUACUUCAAAUAGAUCCUGAGAAAAGGAACUUUGAAAUAAAAAACUUAAUAAUACAAAAGUUUUUUUUAAUUUUGUAAAGGCAAGUGGAUCGAACAUAAUUUAAAAGUAGAUACCAUUCAUGUUCCUUAGGUUUCAGGCUUGUGAGAAAGCUUUGAAGCAGGAUAUAUGUUGAGUAGGCAUGACGUAGGUAGGUUAAAUAUGUUGAGUACACAUGACUUAUGUAGGCAGGUUAAAUGGGAGCAUGUUUUAAUGUUGCAACAAGUGAGGUUCUGGCCACUUUUUAAAACCCAGCUGAGAAUUCUGACAUUCUGAUGUUGGAAACAGAGCAGUGUUAAUUCUCAGAUUUUGAAAACAGUAUUAGAUGUAAUAAAAUAAACUCUGUCACUUAUAAAUAAUCUUGACUUUAUUGAAGUAUGCCCACACUUCAGCUUUUAACAAACUGCACUUGAGGCAUUAACUAUAUAAGACUAAAUGCAAGGCAUCAGCUGGCAGUGACCAGAUGUUACACACUAUAUCAGAACUGUUUUUAGAUACUUGUAUGUUAUUACUCAAUAUCUUUUUCAUUGCUACCAAUUUCUGUGUACUGCCAUUAAUUUUGAAAUUGUUCUAUUUUGAGCAACUCUGCAAAAAAAAAAAAAAAAAUGGUGGUGGUAGAGGAAAUUUGAAUGUUGUAGGUAUUUUUCUUCAAAUACCAGUAUUUACCUCUGGCCAUGAGUUAAUAUGCUUGGCUAAGCUGUUGCUGACUCUAGUCAGGGGUUAGAUACAUAGAGAAUCUGUGAUAACAAACUAUCAUCAUAAAAAGUAAAUUCUCUUAUAAGAUUUUCCUUUUUUUGUCAUGAAUGCUUUUUUUUGUUGGUUGAAUAUUUUAGUUUUUGUUUUCCUUAUUUAUUCACAUCUUCAAGCAUGUAUUUUUGAAAACUUUUCAUGUGAAUAUUCAAUUUCAAUUUGAACAUAAUUUCAUUUUAUAUAUGGGUCGAUAUUGCUAGCAUUUUUUGGUUUUGGUUUCUAAAUGAUAUUUAUCAACUGUAUAAGUGGGUGUGUGUGUAAAUUUAUGGUGUUAAAUAUGCUGCUAGGAAGCUUCAUUCCUGAUUUGACUUUUCUUAAAGGUCACCAUCUAUUAAUUACAAAUUAUCAUGCAACAGCUGUUAUGAAAACUUAAUGCAUUGUGCUAGUGGUAAAUAUGUAGCUUGGUGUGGCAAAACUGUACAUAUUCCCUAUGUGUGUUGGGGAAGGGAUAAGUGCAAGUGCCUUUGCAUAUAUAUACACACUUCAUACAGCUUCAAUCCUUCGAUCCAAAAAGCAGUUGAAAGAUUUAAAAGCAUAGUUUGCUAAAAUAGUUGGCAAGUACUAAUUAGAAGGUCUCCUGCAUGGGUACUAACGAAGCAAAUAGAACAGUCAUGCAGUGUUGUAUCGUAUCCUGUGUUGCACAAAAUUUAAUUCAUGUAAUUAAAAAAAUAUUAUAACUGGCAAGUCUGAUUACCAGCCAGCAGAAUGAGAUCACGAAGGGAAAUCAUUUAACAUUUUAUUCAUGGAGGAAAAAGCCCAGUAAAGUAUGUUCAGUUCCUUUUUGUGAUGGUCUUUCUGUAGGUUUGACUUAAUCUACAGAAAAAAAAAUUGUAAUUUCAUGUAAUAAACAUGAUGAAUCCUUAUCAAUAGUGCAUGUGUCAAAUUGAAGAUAUUGCAAUACUUCUUGUCAGUUCUUUAGAUGGGAUUCUAAUUUAAUAUGGUAGUGGUUUUUUUUUUUUGGAGGUGUAGGUGUGUAGUUAAACAGAUGUUCUACUUCAAUAUAUGCAAUGAGGUUGUUUAUAUGAAUAACUUAAAUAAACUGGUACAAUGAUAAGCAGCAGAGGCACAUUUAUUGCGACUCAUUACUAAGAAAUUUUCAUUUAACAAAUCUGGUUUCAUUAAAUGUAGUCUAUUUUUGUAUAAAAACACUGCUAAUAAAUUAUGACUUAUUCUUUCA
Messenger RNA from Pomacea canaliculata, 3809 nucleotides. RefSeq lists its product as uncharacterized. Gene Ontology annotation, biological process: negative regulation of protein kinase activity. The record is from RefSeq and is a predicted model, not a curated record. Gene Ontology annotation, cellular component: cytoplasm. The coding region runs from base 358 to 1098 and encodes 246 amino acids. The transcript is spliced from 8 exons. Lineage: Eukaryota; Metazoa; Mollusca; Gastropoda; Architaenioglossa; Ampullariidae.